Musca vetustissima is the source of this 1377-nucleotide messenger RNA. RefSeq names its product luciferin 4-monooxygenase-like. The record is from RefSeq and is a predicted model, not a curated record. The transcript is spliced from 7 exons. Bases 1 to 1377 code for a protein of 458 amino acids. Gene Ontology annotation, molecular function: long-chain fatty acid-CoA ligase activity. Lineage: Eukaryota; Metazoa; Arthropoda; Insecta; Diptera; Muscidae. Gene Ontology annotation, biological process: fatty-acyl-CoA biosynthetic process; long-chain fatty acid metabolic process.
AUGUAUUGCCAUCUGUCGUUGUCUAGAAACAACAUAUCCUUUAUCUCCUUCCAUUCCUAUUUUGUGUUAUCUUUAGGUUUUUAUGUUGUUGCCGAAGUCGAACAGAAAAUAUGGAGUGGACCCACGGUGAAACCUCUGUACAACUACGACAAACAGUCGAUUGGCGAAAUUCUCUUUGGACAAAUGCGAUUGAAUCCACAGAAUGUGCUACAGAUCCUACUCCCUGGACUCGGCGAACUCGUGUCCUGGGCCAUACGCAUUGCCUUGCAUUUGAAAAACCAACAACUCGGUCAUGAGGACAUUGUGGGUGUGACAGCUCGUAAUACCCUGAAGCUCACAUCUGUGGUCUUGGGUUGCCUCUUCAAUGGCACUCCCAUGCAUGCCAUAAAUCCGAAUUAUGAAGAAGGUUUCCACAGCUUUGGCAUUACAAAACCCCAAAUUAUUUUCUGUGAUGGCGGGGAUUAUGAGAAAAUUCGCAGAAUAACCGCUUCCUUCAAGCCCACAAUUUAUACCAUGUGUGAUCACAUUGAGGGUGUACCCACAAUAUUGGAUCUCUUGGAACCCACCAAAAUGGAGGAGAAUUAUCGACCUGAAACCCCAAUCUUGGGUGGUAAUCAAACCAUUGUUAUUCUAAGUUCCUCGGGCACCACGGGUCUAUCAAAAGCUGUUACCGUACCGGCAUCAGAAAUCAUAUUGGAUAAUGUCUUUUCAACGAUCGAUAAAGUUUUCUAUACGUCCAGUGGCAUUGACUGGACCAGUGGAUUGGUGGCCUUUAUGCAUAACUGCUACAAUGGCUGUACUAGGGUUCUCAAUCGUAAACCCUUCACUGGUCCCGAAUUUAUAGAAAUGGUGAAAAAAUACAAAAUCACCAGCGCCAUAAUGAGUCCCAUACAAUUUGUGGAGCUACUCGAUUGCCCUGAUUUUACCACCGAAAAUAUGAACAGCCUGCGACUGGUGGCCAGUGGUGGUGGUUAUGUGUCUAAACAAUUGAUCGAGAAGAUGCAACGUGUUCUACAACAAUGUGUGCUGUGCAAUACCAUCCGCGAGUUACCCGAUGUGGUUGACUGUUGUGUCGUUGGCAUCUACAAUGAACGCCAUGGUGAUGUUGCAGGAGCUUUGGUAAUAAAAAAGAAUGGCAGCCCAUUGACAUCCGAAAAAGUUGUCGAACAUGUUCGUAAUCGUUUGCGGGAACCACAAAAGCAGCUGCACAAUGGUGCAUUUUUCGUUGAGAAAUUACCACAGAAUAUUAAUGGCAAGAUUUUGAAACGUGAAGCGAGGGAAAUUCUGAAAUCUUUUUUGGAAAAAUCCCCAGCAUUGUCAUCAUCGGCAUCAUCAUCAUCUGUGUCAUCGUCAUCAUCAUCUUCAGUUGAUCGUUAA